AUGAGGAACCCGGAGAUUGUUACACUGUCUCGGGAGAAACUUGACCUGGAACUUAAGUGCAGUUAUUCAGAGCACUACGAACCCAAGAAUGUCCCCACUGUUCACGAGGCCCCCACUGUUCACGAGGCCCCCACUGUUCACGAGGCCCCCACUGUCCACGAGGCCCCCACUGUCCACGAGGCCCCCACUGUCCACGAGGCCCCCACUGUUCACCAGAGGCCCCCACUGUCCACGAGGCCCCCACUGUCCACGAGGCCCCACUGUGCACGAGGCCCCCACUGUCCACGAGGCCCCCACUGUCCACGAGGCCCCCACUGUUCACGAGGUCCCACUGUCCACGAGACUCCCACUGUCCACGAGACCCUCACUGUCCACGAGGCCCCCACUGUCCACGAGGUCCCCACUGUUCACGAGGCCCCACUGUCCACGAGACCCUCACUGUCCACGAGACCCCUCACUGUCCACGAGGCCCCCACUGUCCACGAGGCCCCCACUGUCCACGAGGCCCCCACUGCCCCCACUGUCCACGAGGCCCCCACUGUCCACGAGGCCCCCACUGUCCACGAGGCCCCCACCCCCACUGUCACCACGAGGCCCCCACUGUCCACGAGGCCCCCACUGUUCACGAGGUCCCCACUGUCCACGAGACUCCCACUGUCCACGAGACCCCCCACUGUCCACGAGGCCCCCACUGUCCACGAGGUCCCCACUGUUCACGAGGCCCCCACUGUCCACGAGACCCCUCACUGUCCACGAGACCCCACUGUCCACGGCCCCACUGUCCACGAGGCCCCCACUGUCCACGAGGCCCCCACUGUCCACGAGCCCUCACUGUCCACGAGACCCCCACUGUCCACGAGACCCUCACUGUCCACGAGACCCUCACUGUCCACGAGGCCCCACUGUUCACGAGGCCCCACUGUCCACGAGACCCUCACUGUCCACGAGGCCCCCACUGUCCACCCUCACUGUCCACGAGACCCACUGUCCACUGUCCACGAGACCCCCACUGUCCACGAGACCCUCACUGUCCACGAGGGUCCACCCCCACUGUCCACGGCCCCCACUGUCCACCCCCACUGUCGAGGCCCCCACUGUCCACGAGGCCCCCACCCCAGGCAAAGUUCGCACACGACUCCGGACACGAGCACAAAAGCUUUCAGUUAA
Molecule: messenger RNA, 1167 nt
Organism: Homarus americanus (American lobster)
Lineage: Eukaryota; Metazoa; Arthropoda; Malacostraca; Decapoda; Nephropidae
Product: early nodulin-75-like
Exons: 2
Coding region: 1-1167 (388 amino acids)
Source: RefSeq, a predicted model, not a curated record